GCUGGUUGGAGACGAGCAUGCUUUGAUGUCGGUCUUGUUGACUUGUAUUCUGGGAAAAACACAACCUUUAGUUCAUUAGGGGAUGGAUAAAUGAUAAAAUCUCUCUCUCUCUCUUUUCUGUAUCUCAUUUCUGAUUCUGUGCAGGCAUGUGUAUCAGGAAGAAUCACAGCUUCUUUUUCUUUGUCCUCCUUUGCUUCUUCUGUAGCCAAUAUCGGCUUUCCCAUGGAGCUAAUCACACACUCUCUGUAAAUCAAACGCUUUCCGGAGAUCAAACCAUUGUGUCAGCAGGUGGAAUAUUCGCACUUGGCUUCUUCAGACCAGGUAAGGACUCCAACAAAAACUACAUAGGAAUAUGGUAUAACAAUCUCCCUAUUACUCAAACUGUGGUUUGGGUAGCAAAUAAAGAUAAUCCCAUCUCAGAUAGAUAUUCCUCGCAACUCAGAAUCUUAAAUGGUAAUUUGGUGCUUCUCAACGAAUCUCAAACAUCUAUCUGGUCCACCAACAUCUCAUCUUCUUCAUCAUCUCCAGUUGAAGCGAUCCUAGGUGAUGAUGGUAAUUUUGCGCUAAAGGACAUGUCAAAUUCGACAGUUUGGCAGAGCUUUGAUUAUCCAGUCCACACAUGGUUGCCUGGUUCAAAGCUUUCAUAUAACAAACUCACUAAAACGCACCAGAUCCUCACUUCCUGGAAAAACUCGGAGGAUCCUUCUGAUGGGUUAUUUUCCCUUGAACUGGAUGAAAAAAACAGUCAAUAUCUUAGUCGGUGGAAUAGAUCCAAGCAGUACUGGACUAGCGGCCCAUGGGAUGGGAAGAUCUUCAGCUUGGUGCCGGAGAUGAGGGCUGACUUCCUCUUCAAUUUCAGCUAUGUUAACAAUGUGAACGAGAGUUACUUCACAUUUAAGAUGUAUGAUCCUAAAGGUAUUUCUCGAUUCUUUAUGGAUGUAGCGGGGCAAAUCAGGGUAGUAAGUUGGGUGCAGGGUGUUGGAUGGAAUUUGUUCUGGAACCAGCCAAGAACACAGUGUGAGGUUUAUGCUUUAUGUGGAGGAAAUGGAGCCUGCAAUGAGAUCACUCCUCCAUUCUGCAAUUGCUUGGAUGGGUUCCAUCCCAAGUCACAGGAUGAUUGGGAUCUCAAUGAUUUUUCAGGUGGCUGUGUUAGGAAGUUUGAUUUGCAAUGCGGAAAUAUUAAUAAUAAACGUAAAGAUGGGUUCAAGCUGUUCACCAACAUGAGAUUGCCUGAGAAUCCAAGGUCUUUGUCCAAUGAAACGGAUAUUGGGACAUGUGCAUCUUCCUGCCUCAAUGACUGUUCCUGCACUGCUUAUGCUCUCGACAACAACGUAUGUUCGGUUUGGAAUACAGAGUUGUUGAAUCUACAAACGCUCGCUCAAAACAACGGUAAUGGCAGGAGUAUUUAUAUCAGACUUUCUGCCCAAGAGUUUUCCAGUGGCAAGAGAAGCUUUGGAACAAUUAUUGGUGCUGUUGUGGGCUCAGUAGCUGCUGUUAUACUUGUUUCAGUCAUCGUGUGGUGCAAGAAAAAGAGGUCAGUUGGCAUGUCAAAGGUGGAAGGCUCCUUGAUCUCGUUUGUCUAUCGGGACUUGCAAAAUGCCACCAAAAACUUCUCAGAGAAACUAGGAGGUGGAGGGUUUGGUUCCGUUUUCAAAGGGACGUUGCCCGAUUCAACAUUGAUAGCGGUUAAGAAGCUGGAUAGUAUCAGCCAAGGAGAGAAGCAAUUCCGGACUGAAGUGAGUACCAUUGGGACCGUUCAACAUGUUAACCUAGUCCGGCUUCGAGGGUUCUGCUCAGAAGGCAAAGAGAAGUUGCUCGUUUAUGAGUACAUGCCAAAUGGCUCUCUGGAUUCCAUUCUUUUCCACCCAAAGGAUUCAAAAUCUGGUUUGGACUGGAAAACCAGGUACCAAGUUGCCAUUGGAAUGGCUCGGGGAUUGUCUUACUUACACGAGAAGUGUCGCGACUGCAUUGUCCACUGCGAUAUAAAACCCGAAAACAUCCUUCUAGACUCCGGGUUCUGUCCCAAGGUGGCAGAUUUUGGCCUGGCAAAGCUCAUAGGCCGAGAUUUCAGCAGAGUGCUGACGACACUGAGAGGUACACGAGGCUAUCUUGCUCCAGAAUGGAUAUCGGGAGUAGCCAUAACAGCAAAAGCUGAUGUCUAUAGCUACGGGAUGAUGCUAUUCGAGUUGAUAUCAGGGAGAAGGAAUUCUGACCCGUCUGAAGAUGGGAAAGUAAAAUUCUUCCCGACAUGGGCUGCCAAUUUGGCUAUAGAAGGGGGGGAUAUUCUAAGCCUGUUGGAUCCUAGACUUGAUAGAGAGAGCGCGGAGGCAGAGGAGGUGAUGAGAAUUUGUAGGGUGGCUUGCUGGUGCAUACAAGAUGAGGAAGGGCACAGGCCUACAAUGGGUCAAGUGGUCCAGAUCCUUGAAGGGGUCUUAGACGUGGAACCGUGUCCUGUUCCACGGGCUCUUCAAGUCAUAGUGGAAAACGAGGAAAACAUAGUUUUCUUCACAGAAUCAUCUUCUUCGUCCUCUUCAAAUAAAACCUCACAAAUCCAAAGCAUUUCUUCAUCCGUGAGUGCUGCUUCCAAGUCCUGAAACAUUGGACACUGAGAAUGAACUCUCUUGUUUGUAAACCCAAUAAAUAAUUGGUAGAAUGUUUUCUAUAUGUCCAUUUUUGUUUCAUUAUGGUUAGUGUUACA
Impatiens glandulifera is the source of this 2698-nucleotide messenger RNA. RefSeq names its product G-type lectin S-receptor-like serine/threonine-protein kinase At2g19130. Bases 147 to 2594 code for a protein of 815 amino acids. Gene Ontology annotation, molecular function: ATP binding; protein serine/threonine kinase activity. The record is from RefSeq and is a predicted model, not a curated record. Gene Ontology annotation, biological process: protein phosphorylation; recognition of pollen. NCBI's taxonomy places the organism in Eukaryota, Viridiplantae, Streptophyta, Magnoliopsida, Ericales, Balsaminaceae. The transcript has a single exon.